ACCAGGAGUACUUGAACGCCUCACGCUCUCGCAGCUUCCGCCUCCGCUGUCUACAUCAAAAACAAGAAAGGCUUCUUUCUGCGGCGCGUGAAGGCGUUGUCCCUAACAAUGUCACCAUUCUAACUGCAUUUUGAGGACGCCCUCCCUCCAAGGCCAUCUUUGAUCCGGGUGGGUGUAAAAAAAUUGUGGUCUGAGGCAAGCUGUGUGAUGCAUUCACUGUCUCAGGAGAUCCAGAGCUUCUCCCUAACACGUCUGAGGAGGCAGUGCACCCAUGUGACCACAGUGACCGGCAGGAGGCUGCUGGAGACGCGCAGUGCUGGAGGAGAACAGGUGGAGGAGCUGGAGCAGGAGCAGGGAGCUGGCUGUGGAUUCAUUGAAGAUACAAGCUUGGACCUUCAGAUUGGUGUUGUCCGACCCUUCUUGCUGCUGGGCUCUCAAGAUGCAGCGCACGACAUUGACACCCUGCAGAGAUUUAAGGUGUCCCACGUGCUGAAUGUGGCCUAUGGAGUCUCAAACCUGUUCCCCCAUCAGAUGGUUUACAAGACGAUUCAGAUCCUGGACCUCCCAGACACAGACAUCACAUCCUAUCUGAAGGAAAGCAGCACCUUUAUAGAUCAGGCCAAAGAACAGGACGGCGUGGUGCUGGUCCACUGUAACGCUGGUGUGUCACGCUCCCCCUCUGUUGUCAUUGGCUACCUGAUGAUAAGAGAAGGACUUUCAUUUGAUGAUGCCUUCAGUCAAGUCAAGCAGGCCAGACCAUCGAGUCGCCCAAACUCCGGCUUCUACCAGCAGUUACAGAACUAUGAGUGUGAACAACUACACAGUCCUUUCUGAGCUUCAAAGAGCAGUGUUCCGACUCCGUUUUCCAGCCAAAAAGUCAUCUAAGAAGAAGUUAAUCAGUAAUUAAUUAGCCGUAAUUCAUUACCCAUUAUUUAGUACUUCACGUUUUGAUUAGAAGUCCUACUUUGAGAAAUGUUUUUAAUGAUAUUGCAUCUACUAUUUCUGCAGUCAGAGAAAAGCAUAAAAUAAGGGGCUCCUGUUAAACUUUAUCAGCAACCACCAAGGAACAAACAUGAGUUCACAUGCAGCCUCUUUUUUUUUUUUUUAAGAACAUUCAAAACAAGAAGCAAUUGAAAAUGACUAUUAUUCAGACUGGAGGACAUUUAGAGCAAAGAUUGAGGAAAUGCUUUUUGCCGUUGUUUUUUUUUCAUCAUUUAUCUUGAAUCUAUUACAAAAAAUGUAAAAAUGCACAAUGUUUCCACUAUUAUGAAUAAUUCAUGUUGAGGCAGAGCUACUGCCGGCCUCACCUUAUGUUUUUCAGUGCAAAUAUGUCAGACCAAACACAAGGGACUAGUAAUAAAAAUGUCUACAAUGUAGACUUUUUUAUAAAUUAACCAUUACCUUAUUAAUAAAUGCUGAGUAUGUUAAAGGCAUCCAUUCAACCAAGUUUGCAUUGGAUUCCACCAUCUAAUGUGAGGCUGGGCACAAAAGUAAGACAUUAUCAGUGAGUCUGACAUUCAAGUAAAGUUAAUUACUGUUGCAAUAUUUUCUAAUUUUGCUUCCCUUUUCUUUUCAAACUUACUGUGCUUUGCGUCAACCACCAUUAAUCAAAAUCUGGCUACGAGACAGUCUUUCUGUGUUUGGUACUUCCGACAAAUUGGAUACUCUCUGGAAUCCACUUCUACGUACCUGGCCCAAAACAUCCCUAACAAAAUCCAUAACUGAGCUAUCCACAAUCUUGCCUGCCUAAUCCUCCAGCACGCCACAAGUCCUAAGUAACCUACAGCUAAUAUAAUUUGAUACCUUUGGGGGAAUUAGAUGUCAGGUGAUGGGUAAACAAAAAACAAAAAAAACUAGGAUUCUUUCAUUCAUUUCAUUGGUGAGAGAGUAUUUGAAUUGAUCCACCUUGACACUAUACCUUGGGUGGGUGCUGGCGGUGUUCAUUUGGAUGCAUAUGAUUCAAAAAAGGAAUAAUAAUAUUGUUUUGUAUAAUAACUUGUGUAUUGAGACUGUAAUUUGAUAAAUAAAAACUAUUCA
Oryzias latipes (Japanese medaka) is the source of this 2037-nucleotide messenger RNA. Its product is annotated as dual specificity protein phosphatase 19. Gene Ontology annotation, molecular function: JUN kinase phosphatase activity. Gene Ontology annotation, biological process: protein dephosphorylation; regulation of MAP kinase activity. NCBI's taxonomy places the organism in Eukaryota, Metazoa, Chordata, Actinopteri, Beloniformes, Adrianichthyidae. The record is from RefSeq and is a predicted model, not a curated record. Gene Ontology annotation, cellular component: cytoplasm.